AUGGGCAAGCUGAUCAAGAACCACUGGGCUCGUCUGAUCUGCUUGACGGCCGCAACAUGUAAGUCGCCCACGACUCUCAUCAAGUCGACGGUGCCAACUGACGGUAUGGUGGGACAGAUCAAGUUGCCGCGGCGUUAGAAGGCUUCUUCUGGCCCAAAUUCUUCUUCGACUUCCUCACCAAGAACUUUGAUGGCGCCGUGAAGCCGGUACCGAUUCUUCAGGUCAUCAACCUGGUCGUCGCAUUCAUAUCGCUAGCGUACGAAUGGCCACUCAAAUACGUUGCCGGCACGUCGAUACAGCGGAGCUUGGAAGUGCGAUUGAUGUGGUUACCGCUGGCUAGCCUGACGAGCAUAUUGUUGUACCAGGCAACCAAUCCCGCGUUGUAUUAUUUCAUCGGGAUGGUAGUGUACCUCUGGGCAUAUGGCGAAGGAGAGGUGAGUCGUUGCGACAGUCUCGUCUCAUGGGCGGAGGUCUUGUUGCUGACAAUCGAGGCAGGUCAUAUGUGCGGUACCGUGGACAUUACCCAAGCGAGCGGACCGACGACGAGCUGAGAGAGCAUGA
Molecule: messenger RNA, 561 nt
Organism: Lecanosticta acicola
Lineage: Eukaryota; Fungi; Ascomycota; Dothideomycetes; Mycosphaerellales; Mycosphaerellaceae
Source: the annotation of a GenBank genome assembly